AUGUUGCAGGACACAAACGUACAGCAGUUUGCUCCUUCCAGGUCCUCCGAUGCCCAUCACGGCAACGACUUGUCAGAUCGUGACUCCAAGAGGAGGGAGUACGAUCGAUUUCAUGCCGAAGUCUUGACGCAGUUAAUGUCGAAUCUGUCCAAACACCAGUCGGAUAACAAAGUUCAGAGCGCAAGGGGCAGCGGCUUGAAGUCAGCGCCCACAAGAUUCAAGACGCAUGAAGAAUACGUGGAGACGUUCCGGCCCCUUGUCAUGGAGGAGAUAGGAUCCGAGAUCGAGCAGAGUCUCAAGGAGAAGCUAUACGACAGCCAUCCUGCGGAACUGUCGUCCGACAACAACGAGGAAGACAGGAAUCGCCGUGACGGGCCGGGAACAUACAUGUUCGAAAACCAUGAUUUUGCCUUGAUUGAGGUGUGCAAGAUGGUAUGGAUAAAGGGCCUUGCUUCUUCGCCGAAAAAGUCUGCGAUGAAAGAUCCCUCGGGAAAGUCUCCAGUCAAGAAAGAGAGCGGCAAGUGGGUCAAGUCAGGAGAGCCCCGGAAGUUCUAUGCGAUCGUCGCCGGGAACUUUCAUGCGCAUUACUCCCAAAAGUUCCUGUGCUCCGUGCGAGUGAAGACGCUCAAGUCUGUGGACCUUGAGUUCGCCACCAACAUCUCGAAGUCUAAGGUAGCUGCCGAUGACGCCUGCGAUGUUUUCAGUCUCACUUGCCGUCAGAGUGAAAUCCGCUACCAAUGGAGCAUACAGAGGUUGCGGAACAUGGGUGCGAGUAUAAGAGAAUGGCGCGCUGUCCAUGAAAUCAAGAACAGCCCGCUCCUGCAUGAAAUCCUCAACCCCAACAAGUUCACGAGCCUGCCCAACGACGACGAAGUGGCCAAGAUCAUGGGGCAUCUCAACCCAGUCGUACAGACCCACAUCGCCUCUCGCAGCAACAAGUCUCAGCUGGUUGCUAUAGCGGCAGCCUGCGACCCGGCACAUCGGACGGGGGUCACCCUCCUGCAGGGCCCCCCGGGGACGGGCAAGACUACUGUCAUCCUGUCCAUCCUGAACUUCCUUCAUCUCACUCAGUAUCAACAAUAUUACGAGAGCGUGUUGAAAGUUGUCCGCAGCAAGCUGUCAGUGCAGGCUGGGACGGCAGCCAAGACCCCGGAGCCUGUGAAUAUCGAUUCUGGGAAGUAUCACUCCGGAGCCCUCGAGAGCAUCCUCCAUGACAUUCAGAAGACUCCAUCAGAUCAUACUCCCAAGGUCCUCCCGAAGCCUCGCAUUCUCAUCUGCGCUCCCUCCAACGCGGCAGUCGACCACAUCGUCGAGCGUGUCCUCUCGGAGCGCCUGAGGGACGGCAACGGCCUCUACACACCCGACAUGAUCCGCAUCGGAUCCCCGAAUGCUUGUCAUCACAAGAUCAGAGUCGUCACCCUCGACCAUCAGGUCCAAGAGAUCAUGAGCAGAGGGGGUGAGCUGGAAGACUGCAAGCAUCGGUACCGUUCACUUCUCACUCGUCGGAGCUAUCUCGAGGCCGAGUGCAAAGGAGUAGGAGCAACCAACUCGCUCGAAGUGGAGAUGCUGAAGGUCAGGACUCAACUGGAGGAGGUCGAGCGAGACAUCAAGCGGCUGGAGGUCGUGAAGAAGAUCAAGUCGAGCAAGGAAGAAGACACAGAUCAGUUGAGAACCAUGCUGCUCGACGACGCUCAGGUCAUUCUCACCACCUUGAGCUCUGCUGGGCUGGAUUGUUUCUCUCGUUUGCAGAACAAGAUUGACACAGUGAUCAUCGACGAGGCCUGUCAGUCUGUAGAGGCUGGUACUCUCAUCCCCCUCCUGCUGGGAGCUCGCCGCUGCAUCCUUGUGGGAGACCCUCGACAGCUUCCCGCUACUGUCAUCUCUCAAUCUUCAUCUGCAGCCAUCUACCAGCGCUCGCUCUUCGAGAGGCUGAUGAGCUGUAAUCACCCCGUCGCCCUCCUCAACGUGCAGUACCGCAUGCAUCCAGAAAUCACAAGAUUUCCAUCCGAGUACUUCUACGAGGGGCGACUAGUGGAUGCAGAGAACCUUGGGAGAAGGAAGGAGGGUGAGAGGUAUCAAGCUGAUCCUUGGUUUGGCCCCUUCCACUUCUUCGACCUCAUCGACUCGAAGGAGCAGAGAUCCGAUGGUUCUUCUUUGAGGAACGUGGCUGAAGCAAAGUUUGUUGCAUUGUUGGUGAAGGAGCUCAUCUCAAGAUACUCCCAGCGCGGAGAGCUGAAAGGCAAGAUCGCCAUCCUAACUCCGUACCGGCAACAGAGGAACGAGAUCACCUCAAGCUUGAAGAGGCUAGUUGGUCCUCAUGCUGUCUCGGAGUCGGUUGAGAAUCGCAGCCCUGAAGUUGUGACUGAGCUUGCGCGAGGAUACAGCAUCGAUGUGAUGACGGUUGACUCUUGUCAAGGUCAAGAGAGAGACAUUGUCAUUUUCUCUUGUGUGCGAGCCAACACCAGGGGCGUCGGUUUCCUUGAAGAUGUUCGUCGCAUGAAUGUGGCUCUGACCAGAGCCCGUCACUCUCUACUCGUCAUCGGCAACUCGAACUCGCUCAAGGCGUCUGAGCCUUGGAAAGCGUUUCUUGCAAACGCCAAGAAGAGGGAGCGGGUGACAGUCAUUGAGUCCAAGAAGAUGCCGCCGGACUUCACCGCCGGGCCCCCGGAGCCGGGCAGCAAGUACCUCAACGACCAUGACGACGAAGACAUCGUACCAUGUGAGACUGAAGAGUGUGGGAGGUCAGAGGAGGCUGACAGGGAGAAAGAUCAAGCGAUGAACGAGCAGAGAAACGCUCUCAAGCUCGCCGAGGAGGAGCAAAGAAGGAAGAGGAAGGCGGAGUCUGACACACAAGGCAGCAAGAGGAGACAUGUAGAAAAGAAACUGGACGAUGACGUCAUCAUCAUCGACGCCUGCUGCCAACUCCUCCGCAUCGUCCAGUGUCCCAUCAGCCAAGCUGCUCAGAGCUCGUCCUCCUCUCAGCCUGGUCGAGGGCUGCCGGCCAAGGCGGUGCAGGAGAUCGUGAAAAGGAGCGGAGGAGUGCUCUCCUGCGAUCAGUUACUCAAAUGCGAGACUUGCAAAGAAAACUUCCUCUUCACAGUCUCUGACCAUCAACGCCUCAUCGACCGCGGCAUCUCGAGCAUUCCCAGCAGGUGCAAGAGCUGCCGUCUGAGCUCGAGCUCGGUCAGAGUGCAAGGGGGGCAGGAGGAGAGGAAAAAGGCGCAGGUGGAGGAGGCGAUCAAGCAGAAGUACCUCGAGGGGUCGAAGAGCGCGGCGGAUAAGAUCAAGGCAAUGACAGCGAGGGAAAUCAGCACCAGCAGCUUGUGGAAGGAACGAGCCAAGGCGCUUGACAAGGGAAAGUCGGGGAGCCAGAGCAGUGGGAUCAAGGGUUUCAAUACGAGAAUUUAA
Molecule: messenger RNA, 3408 nt
Organism: Guillardia theta CCMP2712
Lineage: Eukaryota; Cryptophyceae; Pyrenomonadales; Geminigeraceae
Exons: 34
Coding region: 1-3408 (1135 amino acids)
Molecular function (GO): helicase activity
Source: RefSeq, a predicted model, not a curated record